Molecule: messenger RNA, 4650 nt
Organism: Poeciliopsis prolifica (blackstripe livebearer)
Lineage: Eukaryota; Metazoa; Chordata; Actinopteri; Cyprinodontiformes; Poeciliidae
Product: glutamate decarboxylase 1
Exons: 17
Coding region: 607-2394 (595 amino acids)
Biological process (GO): GABA biosynthetic process
Cellular component (GO): presynaptic active zone; cytoplasm
Molecular function (GO): pyridoxal phosphate binding; glutamate decarboxylase activity
Source: RefSeq, a predicted model, not a curated record
GAUCCCACCUCACGUAGUGUGUUGUUCAUAACACCAAGCACCAUGUCCGUGACCAGGAUCCCAACCAAACCUGAAUAGAAAACAGUAACUACUUCGGGGGGAAAGUCGCACUUUGGGGGCCGAAACCGGCGCCAUUUGGAGCCAAACGCGCAGACAGUCUGCAGACAGUCUGCAGACUGCUGCUGCUGCACCGGGGGAGCUGGAGGUGCUGCUGGAGCUCCACGCUGUGACUCACCGGUGCGCAGAGGUUCACACGCACAAGCAGACGCUUUUUUCCGUCUUUAAAACAAGAGCAAAUCAAAGCCGCAUCUUCACCGGUAAGCGGGGGUCACCUUGACUGGGAUCUAUGGGAAGUCUGGAGCUCAGGUUCUCUCCUCUUCCUCGCGUCGGUGGAGAGGGAGCGCAGCAGGAUCCCAUUCAGGAUUUAUAAAUAUACACUUUCCGAAAAAAGAAUUGUUUUUUUGCGGGUGGGAAGUGGAGGUGGACUGGACCUGUUCACCUGGACGCUCUUCAGCUCGGGGAGGGAGGAGGAGAAGAAACGAAAGAAAUAAAGAAAGAAAAAAGUGAGCAGGCUUUUUUGACUCUGGCUCAGGGUCUCUGGGAGAGAUGGCGGCGUCUGCACCCUCCUCCUCCUCCUCUUCCUCCGGCCCCGGAGAGGAUCCCAACUCGACAAAUUUACGGCCGCCGGGCUCAAGUUAUGAUGCUUGGUGUGGAGUAGCUCAUGGAUGUACAAGAAAAUUAGGCAUGAAGAUCUGUGGAUUCCUGCAGAAGAACAACAGUCUGGAGGAGAGGAGCAGGACGGGGAGCUCCCUGAAGGAGCGCGCGGCCCAGAGCCUCAUGGCCUGCGACAACGCCGGAGGAGACGCGCGUUUCAGGCGGACCGAGACGGACUUCUCCAACCUGUACGCCAGAGAUCUGCUACCGUCAAAGAACGGAGAGGAGACGACCUUGCAGUUCUUGUUGGAGGUCGUGGAAAUCCUCACCAGCUACAUCAGAAAGACCUUUGACAGAUCCACCAAGGUCCUUGACUUCCACCAUCCUCACCAGCUGCUGGAGGGAAUGGAGGGCUUCAACCUGGAGCUCUCCGACCAGCCCGAGUCUCUGGAGCAGAUCCUGGUGGACUGCAGGGACACUCUGAAAUAUGGAGUGAGAACAGGCCACCCCAGGUUCUUCAACCAGCUGUCUACUGGAUUAGACAUCGUGGGCUUGGCAGGAGAGUGGCUCACCUCCACAGCCAACACUAAUAUGUUCACUUAUGAGAUUGCCCCUGUUUUUGUGCUAAUGGAGCAGCUGACGCUCAAGAAGAUGAGAGAGAUAAUUGGCUGGCCGAACGGAGAGGGAGACGGAAUAUUUUCUCCAGGCGGAGCUAUCUCCAACAUGUACAGCGUGAUGAUUGCCAGAUACAAGUCCUUCCCUGAAGUCAAGACCAAAGGCAUGGCAGCUGCACCCAGGCUGGUGCUCUUCACUUCUGAGCAUAGCCACUAUUCCAUCAAGAAAGCAAGUGCAGCUCUGGGAUUUGGAACAGAGAAUCUCGUACUAUUAAAGACAGAUGAGAGAGGGAGAGUCAUUCCUGCUGAUCUGGAGGCAAAAGUAAUCGAGGUCAAGCAAAAGGGCUAUGUUCCGAUGUUUGUGAACGCCACUGCUGGCACCACUGUCUACGGAGCCUUUGACCCCAUCAAUGAGAUCGCAGACAUCUGUGAGAAGUAUAACAUAUGGCUUCAUGUAGAUGGUGCAUGGGGAGGAGGCUUGCUGAUGUCCAGGAGACACAGACACAAGCUGAAUGGAGUAGAAAGGGCGAACUCAGUCACCUGGAACCCUCACAAGAUGAUGGGAGUGCCACUGCAGUGCUCUGCCAUUCUGGUCAGAGAGAGGGGACUUUUACAAGGCUGCAACUCUAUGUGUGCGGGCUACCUGUUCCAGCCAGACAAGCAGUACGAUGUCACUUAUGACACGGGGGAUAAGGCCAUUCAGUGCGGACGCCAUGUUGAUAUCUUUAAGUUUUGGCUCAUGUGGAAGGCAAAGGGAACAGUAGGAUUUGAGCAGCACAUAGACAAGUGCUUGGAUCUGUCGGCGUACCUCUAUGACAAAAUAAAAAACAGAGAGGGAUUUGAGAUGGUGUUCAAGUCAGAGCCACAGCACACUAAUGUCUGCUUCUGGUACAUUCCUCUGAGCCUCCGUGGCAUGCCUGAUGGGAAAGAGAAGCGCGAGAGACUGCACAAGGUGGCUCCCAAGAUCAAGGCCAUGAUGAUGGAGUCGGGUACCACUAUGGUGGGUUACCAACCGCAGGGAGACAAAGUCAACUUCUUUCGCAUGGUCAUCUCGAACCCUGCAGCCACCAGGUCAGACAUCGACUUCCUGGUUGAGGAGAUUGAGCGACUGGGCCAUGAACUGUGAGAGUCUACAGCAGAUCGUACUCUCCGACAUUAACGAGUGCUGAGCUUUGCUGUACCCUUUGUCUUUUCAACACAGUAAUAUUUUUUGCCUACCAGUAUUUUCUGCCAAUGCACAAUUACCAAUAAUGUACCCAGUGUGUUUUUGUCUUUAGCUACGUUGAUGUAUGUAUUGAAAACAUUUGCACAUCUGACAAAAGACAAAACAAAACAAAAAAAGCACAGUGGUAUUCUCGUCUCUUAUGCAAAGUGGGAACAAACCACAAUAAGGUGAUAAAUUGAAAUGGGGUCAUUUUCAUGUAGAAACAAUCUGUUUACAAAGAAAGUGAAAUAUUGUUAGAAAAAGAGCAUUCAGUUACACUCCUAGCACAUUACAUGAUUUUAAGACAUGAACUUGAGACAAGAAUAAGAAAGAAUAAAAAUCUGGGGAUUUAAUCUUUUAUUGUAAUUUUCGGUAAGAAAAUCAUCAAAACUCUGUACAUCUAGCAUUUUCUCUGGAUUUCUGGGGAACAACAUUUUGAUGGAUUUAUCAAUUUUACAUAUGCAAGUUUUCAUAACUGAGGAUUAUAAUAAAAGUAUUAUUUACAGUAGUAUUACAAUAGAGGGGGGAAAGUUGUAAAAGUUAGCAUUGGCAUGACAGCACAGCUUGCUAUUGCAAGCAGAUAGAAAAGCAACACUUGACCAUUUUGUGAUGAUAAAAUGAGUGAGCACCCCUCAAUGCUGGUGUUGUUGAGGUUCAAUGCUGGAGGUUCAUAGCAAUCAGCACUUGUACAUUUUCAUCAGAGACCAGUACUGAGAGCUAAAAAUAUGACCCUGCUUUUUGCAAUCUUAGACGAGCAUUAACUUGUAUUGUAACUGUAGGGGGCGCUGUUUCAUACAGAAUAACCACAAAGAGUCCUGCGACAUUGUUUCCCCAUGAGAAAUUAUUGUCCCUUUUCUUAUUGUUCCAUUUUUUCUAUACAUAUUUUAAAGCAUAUACUUUGCCGGCCCCAAAUGAGGUGUGGAGACUUUUAAAAUAUGAAUCUUGAAAAAAAAAAUAUUUAUUUUUAUGUGUUCAAAACAAAAAUCAUACAUUUUUAAACUGAUGUCUGAUGAAAUAAUAAAAUUACAAAAAACAUGUCCAGACGCCAUGAUAAAAUUACCUCUUUUAACAUCUCAUAUACUGUAUACCACCAGUUUUUCUAGAAUGGAAAUGCUGAGGAAAGUUCAGUUCAUUAGCAUCCAGAUGUCGAUAUGUGUAAUAAGUGAAUUAUACUGAGAAAUACUGUAAAGCCUAUUAAUUCAGAAAGUGCUUACAUUAAAAAGUUGCCUCCCCCCUGUGCCUGUAAAGCAGCCACAAAGAAUGUCCCUCAAUGUGUUAUCUGUGUUAAAAAUACAAUAAUCCAAUAUAUUUUCAGACAUAAUAAAUACAGUUAUAAGAAAUCUUCACAACAUAGACAAAAGCAUAAAUAACAGAAAUGUAAAAGACGUAAUAAUUGUUAUCUGUGUUGUAUUUAUCGAGCCAGUUGGGACGUUGUAGCAGUCGCUGCUAUCGACUGCAGUGACUUUGUGUAGAUUGUGUUUCAUUGCCUCUGAGCCAAAUAUGUCUUAGAAUCACAACGAACAAAUUCUGUAUGUAAAUCAAACAUUUGGUAUUAUGUGUGACAAAUUAUUUGAUUUAUAUAGAGAGGCUUUUAUUGUGAAUAGUAUAUAUAUUAUCCUUUGUUUGAAAAAAAAAAAAACCUCUGCUGUAAAACAUGUGUUGGUGUGUUCGUGAACCAAAGGAUUAGAUUACAGUCAUGAAUAUUCUCACGGAAAUGGAUUUAACUUUGACUUUAGUGCAAACGUGGAGCCAUGCAGUGUCGUGAUUCAUUGACUGAAUGUCAUCAAGGCUCUCUGGCCGUCCGGCUGCUGCUGACAAAAAGCACAUUACCGAAUCAUGUUAAUGAGGCAGCUUUAAAUUUAGAGACAUAUGAUUGUCUGUACUAUAUAAUGUGAAGUGGAGUAUGACUAUAAUAUGCAAAAUUAUGAUGGGUAUGUGCUUUCUGUAGGAAUAAUUUAGUUUUUCUUAAAAAAAAAACUCUGCACUAAGCAUUUUUGCUUGAACCAAGUAAUGUAUUUGCUACUGUAAUAAGACUGAGUAAACACCUGUACAUUCCUGAUUUUUGUGGGGAGGAAAUGUCCCUUGUAGUUCUUAAUGUGGGCACCUUAACAUGACUAAAUAACUACUGUAUUCACAAAACUAAUAAAGACAUGAGCUGUAGAUCAUCUGCAGGCACAA